This is a messenger RNA of Schistocerca gregaria, 5984 nucleotides long. Its product is annotated as transcription factor Sp8-like. The record is from RefSeq and is a predicted model, not a curated record. The transcript has 7 exons. Gene Ontology annotation, molecular function: RNA polymerase II cis-regulatory region sequence-specific DNA binding; DNA-binding transcription factor activity, RNA polymerase II-specific. NCBI's taxonomy places the organism in Eukaryota, Metazoa, Arthropoda, Insecta, Orthoptera, Acrididae. Bases 165 to 1838 code for a protein of 557 amino acids. Gene Ontology annotation, biological process: regulation of transcription by RNA polymerase II.
ACAGUGUAGUUUGUGCCGGCUAGCGAGAGGGACGUGUUUCGCCCGUCUGGUCGCGCGCUCACUUUGCGACCUGCGCCGUCCUCGACUGUGGAGACCCAGCCGGCCGUGCUUGCUACCCGCCGGCACCAGGAGCGAGGUGCGCGCCGCGACGGAGCCGCGCCGCGAUGCUCACAGACGUGACGCCGUCCGUGGGCCGGCCGCCCGGCCAGCUAUACGCACAGACCGUCCGAGAUGGCUCGGUGGAGGUUGUCGGUCUGGCUAAGGGCAAAGUGUGGCCCAGUGUCAGUGUGGAGGAGAUCCUGGAUCACCCGAGCUUGCGCGGCACGCCGCUAGCGAUGCUGGCGGCGCAGUGCAACAAGCUGUCCAGCAAGUCGCCGCCCCCGCUGGCCGACGCCGCCGUCGGCAAAGGCUUCCACCCUUGGAAGAAGUCGCCGCAGCAGGGCGGCGCCGCCACCACCGGCGCCAGCGGCGCUCCCGGCGGCGGCAGCGGCAACAACAACAACAAUAACAACAACAACAACGGCGCGACCGCGGGCGUGGGCGGCGUGGCGCGCUCCAUGGCCGUCAGCUCGAGCGCCAGCUACACGGGUCGACCCGUCAUGACGACGGCUGGCUGCGCCGUCGGCGUCGGCGUCUCGUCGGCUGGCGGAUACGGCGCGCCCGUCUCCUCUGGCGGAGACCUCUACUUCCCCGGGCAGCCCAUGACCACGUCGCCAGAAGCUGGCGGCGGAGCCGGGGGCGGAGGCACGCCUGGAGGCGGCGGCGGGGGCGGAGGCGCCGCCGUCGCUGCGCAUCAGGCAGCUCUUCUGGGGAAGGUGGACGUGUACCCGCGGCACCCCUACGAGUCGUGGCCGUUCAACGCGAUGCCGGGCGCGGCGGCGGCGCACCCCGGCGCGCUGAAGGCGGCGGGCGACGCCUGGUGGGACGUGCACUCCGCGGCGGCAGCGGGCGGCUGCGGCUGGCUCGACAUGAGCGGCGCCACGGCGCACGCGCAGAUGGCCGCCGCCAACUACGCCGCCGCCGCCGCCACGUCGGCCGCCGCCGCCUCCGUCGCCGACUACUCCACGCUCAGCCACACGCUCGCCGCCAGCAACCACCUGCUCUCCGCCGCCGGCGGACACAACCUGCUGCAGGACACGUACAAGUCGAUGCUGCCGGGCGCGGCGCAGGGCGCCUUCGGGCUGCACGCGCACCACGCGCACGCGCACGCGCACGCGCACGCGCCGUCGCCGUCGCCGGUGUCCGCCGCGGCGUCGCUGCCGCCGCAGGUGCCGUCUCCGCGCUCGCAGCGCCGCUACACGGGCCGCGCCACCUGCGACUGCCCCAACUGCCAGGAGGCGGAGCGCCUCGGGCCCGCAGGCGUGCACCUGCGCAAGAAGAACAUCCACAGCUGCCACAUCCCCGGCUGCGGGAAGUGCCAACCCCCUGGCACGAACCUCCACAGCUGCCACAUCCCGGGAUGCGACAAGGUGUACGGCAAGACCUCGCACCUGAAGGCGCACUUGCGCUGGCACACCGGGGAGCGGCCGUUCGUGUGCAACUGGCUCUUCUGCGGCAAGCGCUUCACGCGCUCCGAUGAGCUGCAGCGCCACCUGCGCACGCACACGGGCGAGAAGCGCUUCGCGUGCCCCGUGUGCAACAAGCGCUUCAUGCGCUCCGACCACCUGGCCAAGCACGUGAAGACGCACAACGGCGGCGGCUCCGGCUCCGGCUCCAAGAAGGGCAGCUCCGAGUCGUGCUCGGACUCGGAGGACGGCGCGUCGCAGCCGGCGGCGUCGCCCGCGUCCGUGGCGCACACGCCGCCGCUCGACGACGUGAAGCCGCCGGGGCUGGUCUGAGCCCGGUGGGGUCCCGCGCUGCUGUACCCGCCCUACCACCAUUAGCAGCCGCCGGACCCCGCCCCGGACACGACGCCCGGCCUCCUAGCACCGCUGCCCGGGGAACACGCCCGCACGACACACCGCCGCCUCCGGCGUCACUGUCCGAUCCGACGUUUGCCGCUGUGCUCCGGCGCCAGCCGAUUACCGAGUGCACAAAUCCACAUCAGACAUGUCUGGCAUUCCUCCUUUACAGACCUUCGAUCGUCUUUGAGAUAAUCGAAUAAUUGAACAGAAUCGCGGUGGUCUACAUUACAUCACCACAUAAGUUUCGUCCGAAACGUCUGCAGCUAUAUUCAGAACUGAUCAAAUGGUAACUUUACAUCUAUUGUCAACCGUCAUUUACACGAAACAAGUUUUCACUUACUAUUUCUACUGAAACGGUGAAGAAUGAGACUUUUGGGGAGAGUCCGAUAAAUUCGUAACAGUAGUGCAGGAGUUGGAGUGACAUCUUAGACAGCACAGUAAUACCAUUGUCUGGAAAAUAUGAUAUUCCAGAAUGAGAUUUUCACUCCGCAGCGGAGUGUGCGCUGAUAUGAAACUUCCUGGCAGAUUAAAACUACCGAGACUCGAACUCGGGAUCUUUGCAAGUGCUCUACCACUGAGCUACCCAAGCACGACUUAGGCCCUCUCCUCACAGCUUUACUUCUGCUAGUACCUAGUGUCCUACCUUCCAAACUUCACAGAAGCUCUCCUGCUACCCUAGAGAGCACUUGCCCGCGAAAACCAAAAAUCCCGGGUUCGAGUCUCCGUCCGGCACACAGUUUUAAUCUGCCAGGAAGUUUCAAAACAUGAUAAUGUAAGUUCCAGUACCUGGCCAGCACACGCCCUGAAUGUAACAGUGUUGCAGAACGUAUUGCAAUUACCGCAGUAGAAAUGGGGCUACGCUAUCAAUUGAAUAGAAGAAUUCAUUUAUGGUCACAGUAUAAUGUGUAGAAACGCCUGUCUUUGAUCACUUUGUUGUCCACCAAGUAAUCGUAUCUCCCAUUUAUAGUACUUGGUACAUUUUUAAGGUUUCAAUAAGAAAAAGCACUGAUAGAGCUAACAUGUCAUCGUUAGAAUUGCGCCUUUCAACUUAAGAACAGAGCAGUGUUGAACGAGAGUGACACACUGCACAUCGUGAAAUGAUGUAAAUUACAUGAACUAUUGCCAAUGUAAAUAUUCUUAACGCUAAUCGCAGUGAAUUGUGCCUAACAACAUAGCUCUAUCGCGAUAUCUGUUAAGCGUUAACAGUGCCAACAGGUCAUUAAUUUACACCCUCUCAUGAUGUGCGGAGCUUUACGCUCGUUUAGUUCUUCUUACACUGAAAACUCUCAGUUCUGACGAUGACAAGCCACCUCAAAGAAUACCCCUCUCCCUUCUACUCACCCUUGAAAUCCUUCACACCACUAUCCUCUCCACAGAAUACUAUCUUCAACUAUGGAAACCUCCAAAAUCCUUUUUUCUUAAACCGCACAGACUCCUACUGAUACUUCCUCCUAUCGUCCCACGUGCCUCACCUCACUCUUUAGCAAGAUCUUCGAAUCCAUGCUCCUUCGACGCAACCAUUACUCCUGAACCAGCGUUACCUCCUAUUCUUGUUAACCAGUGUGGCUUCCGUCCCAAUCUCUCCUCUGAUGACCAGCUCUGCAACCUCUCCCAUCUCCUGUCCAGCCAGCUCAACUCGCGUUAGUACGCUCUUUGUGCCUCCUUCGACCUAGAGAAAGCCCACGACCACGUAUGGUACUCUGGUCUCCUCUUCAAACUCCAGACGUGUGCACUUCCAGUUAACCAUGUCCGCCUUAUUGAAUCUGUUUUAUCUAAUCGACCUUCCUUUGUCACUGUUAACAAUACCAGUUCCCGUGCCUUCCAUCUCACUGCAGGAGUGCCGCAAGGCUCUGCCCUCUUUCUGCGAUAUUCCAAAAACACCUCCAUCAAUCAACUUCCUUCAGUAUUGCGAUAACACGGCUUUCCUUACCCUCUACCCUAAACUAAAGAAAUAACAAAGAUCGCUCCAAAUCCGCUUCAAUCAGUUUAACUCCUGGUGUAAACAAGGGCUUCUUAAGAUAAACCCUGCAAUACUCAGCCAGUAAUUUCAUGACUAACCAAGCGUACCUUCCGUCUCCAUAACUUUUUACCUUCCCAAUUACGACCCUCCUAUCCAGUUAACUAAUACACUGAAAUAUCUUGGGAUGAUGCUCGACCGCUAACUGACAUGGAAACCUUAGCUACUAACCAUCCAACUGAAUGCCCACAACAUAUUAAAACUACGAAAACUUUUAACAGGCCAAACUUGCGGAUUACAACCUCUUCAACAAUUCUCCACACCUACAAAAACUCGAUCCGACCCAUCCUCAUCUAUGGAAAUGUUGCAUGGAUCAGCAUCCCGCCAAAGUUCCCUUCAAAUCCUCGAACGCCAUGCUCUCUUAAUCGCCUUCCACCUGUGUUUACCUUCCUCCACAUAGAUGCUCUACUAUCUUAUCACAUUUCUACCACUCCACAUCCACAUGGAACACCUCUGCACUCCUGUACUAUUCGCCUUUAUCAACACUUCCCACCGUCCGAUAGACUACAUUUCUUCUCCCAACGCAACAUCAACCAACUCCCUCUCCAGGAAAGGGAGAUCCGCCGGGAAGUCUGUUCCUAAUAUCAUCUUUACCUCUUUCCCUUCUUUCCAUCUCUGUAUCAUGACUCCUUUCUCCCUUUCCCUCUCUAUCCAUCCCCACCCUUUUCCUCUUGUUACCACUACCUUGUCCACACACCAAACACCUCCCCACUAUAUGUAUUUUCCACCUCCUGUUCUCCCUCUACCCACCCACCUCCAUAUCUAUAAUUUUUCGGCCUGACAGGCCCUUAUCGUCUCUGCCCACACGUCUCAAUCCUGAGGAACAUUCUAUCCUUCAGAGAUAACUCACAGUGCAGGUCCUUCAGUUUUUUCAGGGCAGUGCUUCAGUGCUUUUUCUCCGAAGAAUUUCAUCAUUCUGCCAUGUGGUUUUAAAAUGGAUACAUUUUCGUUUCCUAGACGUCCGUCUUUGAUUUUAAAUUAAAAAACAGCACUAAUGUGUUUUUCCUUCACAUCUUUCAUAUAUUUCUUAAAAAAACUCUCAUGGCUGAUGAGCGGAAUAUAAUACCACUGACAGCCCACCCCUCGCCCUAUAUGGGUGGAAGGGUGGGCUGUCAGUGGAUGAAAUACCAAUAAACGGAGAAAAACAAUCAUGUUUAUACAUAUCGGAUGGUAUUUUAAAGACUGACAGGUGUUGAAGCAAAAUCUUUUGCAGUACGCUUGAUAAUGGUCUUAAGGUACGAUUGAUAAUGGCCUCAAGCCCGAAAUUGUAAUUGUGAAAUAAAUAGUCUCCACAUUUAACAGAGAAUAUAAUGUCCUUCAAAAAACUUUACAUGACUGUUAAUGCAAACCACGAGAAGUUAAUCAUUGAUGGAGACGUUUUUGUUAAUGUACAGCUUUAUACGUUACUUUGAGUCUCAGUCAGGAAGGACAGCGCUGUGAAAUUCUUCCACCGCUACAAGUUUCAGGACUAAAUUAAAGUUCACUGGGUGAAGUAUUUAGAGAGAGUAAAUCUCUUGGUCAGUCGUGAACAGGACUGUUAGGAAACGACAUGUAUGCUGCUUUGGUUUCAUAACCGUCUUCGAAAAGUAGGAGGGAGAUGUUGGCAGAUCCAAGAUCUUAGUCCUGCUUUGAAGCGUAAAUAGAUAGCUAAGGAAACAAUGGUGGUGUAAGCACGAAUCAAAAAUUUUGAGUUGUUACGUAGAUCGCAAUGCUUAUAUUCCACACUACCCUAUUAGGCAUUAAAAUGUGAUGUGACGCAACUUUUCCGUGUUUACUGUGUUGUCGCCGAAAGAGCUAUGCCUGUCGAUACUUACAGAAGCAAAAUUCGGAAGUAAAGUCGGUUUGGAAGGGUGUUCGACACUACGUCGUACUGUUCUCCUGGUUACCUACGUCAAAAGAUGAUCCGUUACCUUGCAGAGGUGUAACCUGCCUGCGAAGGAGUAACUGCCGGACGUAACUUAGUGGAGCUGAUGUGAUAAAAAAUACACCGCUGGUAGUAGAUUUGACCACUGUUCAUUUCCACCAUUACUUCUCAGCUAACAAUUUAAGAAGUUACACUUUUU